This is a messenger RNA of Owenia fusiformis, 2110 nucleotides long. The record is from the annotation of a GenBank genome assembly. NCBI's taxonomy places the organism in Eukaryota, Metazoa, Annelida, Polychaeta, Sabellida, Oweniidae.
CGUCAUAGCAACGACAACAAAUGAAUGUUGACAUUCUUCACAUUGGAAAAGUAUUUUUAUACGAUAACACCGUGAUAUAUAAUACAAGCGAAAAUGGGCUUCAAGAAGUUACGAUCGGCGUGGAAACGUCUCAAGAUAUUCUUUACAAAGAAGAAAGAUGUCGUUAUAUCAACAUCCGUUGGGACUUCGACAGACAUGAGUACUGGUUCACAUGUUGACUACGAAACAACUAAUGAACGUGACGACCAGUUCCUACAGAGGUUUCUGUUGAAGAAACAGAAAGAGGUCUCUGAUGAGAAAAGACGCCAACAGAAGAUGAGGUUCGAAAUGGCUGAACUUAAAGUUGCUAUUAAGCGGCUGGAGGCUACUAUUGCUUCUAAGAAGGAAGAAAUAAGGGCGAAAGAAGAAGCAAGAGGGUUUGAUACAAGAGAGCUAGUCCGAUUGCAAGCAAAUGUGCAAGUAUGCGAUGACCGAUCUAGCAAAGGACAGGGGCUAGAUGCCAGUCCAUCGACAUCUCAAAAACGGCCAACUAUUUCGCCAAAAAUUGGAUUGAUGUUGGAAACCCAGCCUAACUCCGUAGAAGAGAGUUUGAUCUGUAGAAGCCGAGAUUCUAGUACAUGCAAAUCAGUUUCAAUAUCCUUCCGUCAAAAGGACAUUGUUUCUGUAAUCAGUCCAGUCGUAGAUGACGACAUCAAAAUCCCUACUGACAGACCUGAUAACUGCCGUGGCGAAUUUGUGCAACAGAAGCGAAGACCAUGUGAAUCACCCACAUCUUCCGUGAAUCGCCCCUCUCGAAACCUUAAACCCUACAGUUACCAAUCAAGCAAAGGAUCAUGGUGUGAAGUCAGUGCAUCAAGCGUUAAAGAAGAAUCUCCAAUCCAUCUGAAGACACACGAGAUUGGACCUUUGUUAAACUUCACCCCUCUUGAUCUACCAAGGCAACGUCUGGUAGAGUGCUACUCAAACCACUUCAUGACUUUAGAACGGGAACAGAUCAUGAGAAGAGAAUCCUGCCUUCCGAAACCUGCCUGGCCGUCUAUUUCGCCCAAAGACCAUCAACAGAUCAACAGUUGCCACACAAGUAACACAUGCGAAUCAAUGCCAGGGUCCCAAAGUGCCUUCACACCCAAUAGCUGGCUAGGAAAUAAUUACGGCAGUCAGACUGGCAUUGAUCAUCCAACCGCUGGUCUCGAGUACUCCCGUAGCCAGACAGUUGGAUUAUUUCCGCACUUGGAUCUUGCACAUGGCAAGAGUAGAAAACCAAAUAGCGGCAAUACAGCAGGUGUGAAUGUCCCCUCUCAGAGACCUAGAUCGGUGCAAGGUCUUGGUAUCCAUUCUCUACAUCCCUCGACGAGACCAGACGCUGGACUUGACAGACCGACUUCCGAAUUGCACAUCAACCUAGACUUUCUAGACGGUGAUGACGAUGACCUAUCGAGCGCUGGAUCUAGCGUUCACAGUUUUCGACCCCGACAUUCCUCGACGAAAUCAAAUGCUGGACGUGACAAACCGACUUCCGAAUUUCACAUCAACCUAGACUUUCUUGACGAAGAUGACGAUGACCAAUCGAGCGUUGGAUCUAGCGUUCUCAGCGUUCGAUCCCUACAUUCCUCGACGAAACUAAAUGCUGGACGUGAUAAAGCGACUUCCGAAUUUCACAUCAACCUUGACUUCCUUGACGAAGAUGACGAUGAAAGUAUGGACGAGGGACCCAUGGCCAGUCCAGAACAAAUGCAUACACAACGAACUGAAGAGCAUUGUGACAGUCCGGAUAUUGUGUAUAGAACGCCACGCCCUUGCAUGGUCACGUACACUAGAAUUGGCGAAUCCGGAGACACGUGCACACACACAGCCCCACACUCGCACACAGGGGCAUAUGGGAUGAAUGGAAUGACUUCAGUGGAGGAUUAGACAUAUAAGAUUUAUUAAAGUGCAAUAGGAAUUUAUUACAACUUCUCAAACAUGCGACAUGGAUAUAGGAAGAGUAAAAGUCAAUAUAAGGCGUUGAACAAUUGUAAUACAUGGAGCGCAAUGGUAGUGUCGGUGCGCAAAGUGGGACUAUUUAUAGGUGAUUUGAGCAUUGCGUCAGCGUGGACGCCUUUACUGUCAA